Messenger RNA from Bradysia coprophila, 1094 nucleotides. RefSeq names its product lipid transport auxiliary protein 1. Lineage: Eukaryota; Metazoa; Arthropoda; Insecta; Diptera; Sciaridae. The record is from RefSeq and is a predicted model, not a curated record.
UCCCAGCUGUUUGUCAACACAAAAGAAAAUAAUGUGUACAAAUGGUGAUUCGUUUCGAAAAAAUUUAAUUUCUCCGAAUUAAACCACAAAAUGUUUGUUGAUUUCGGUCGGACGUAAUGCCGUUGCUUCGAUAGAUACACUCGCUAAACAUAAACUGCAAACAUUCCGAAUCGAUGCAAGUAAAGUUUAAAGAAAUGGUUGACAAGAAAGGCCAAGGAUAUCUGAAAUACGUCUUCGGGGCGUACAUCUAUGUGAUCUGUGCAUUUCUCGGUGCCAUUCUAUUCAUAAUUCUGUUCAUUUUCGCUAAAAGACAAAUUAUGAGAUUCGCCUUGAGGUCACGACGAGGUCCGCACUUUCCGAUUGGACACGAUGCAAAGAAGUCGAUAAAAAAGGAGAUCGAACGUCGACUGGAUUGCAUUCAACGGAUUGCUUACGAACCUCAGCUAAUUUGGGACGAUGAUUCGAGAUAUAUUCUCAAACCAGACGCAAGCCUUCCGCCAUACUAUUAUCGAUUUAAAGCAGUGGAUGACAUCAAGAUUUUGGAGAAGGAAAUUGCUAAGCAAGAUGGAUCUGUUCGAACGCCCCGUGACAGUUUCCGAGCAUUUUUACUGUCGACACUAGCGGCUACAUUGAAUGGCAAUGGACAACGAUUGAUCCAUCAAUUUUGCGAUAUGUACGAUAUGGCACGUCAUGAUCCAAAUGAAUUUGGAAGCGAUGAAUACGAAGCAUAUCGCCGUUUGCUGCUGAAGCUGUUAGAUGCAGCCAAGACACUGAAAGCAUUCAACAGUCGAAAAUCUUCACCGAGCCGUACGCCAGUCAAAAAACAGACAAAAGUCCAAUCGCUUCUCGAUCCCUCCCGUUUACGACCUCCACCGAUUACAUCACCAAGUUCUGGGGAAUUACUUAGUCCGAAUACUCGCCUGAACAUAGCGUUAAGUAUGCAGCAGGAUCACAACAAUCAUCACGAUGACGAAAUUCUCAGCAUAUCAAUACCUGGGGAAUCGAAUGUUGUUUGAUGAUGCAGAGAGUGUGUGUACCGUACCGCUUAUAAUAAUACCAAAAUUUUACGGAAAUAAAUUUUUAUUUAAAUUAAA